Molecule: messenger RNA, 1149 nt
Organism: Saccharomyces cerevisiae S288C
Lineage: Eukaryota; Fungi; Ascomycota; Saccharomycetes; Saccharomycetales; Saccharomycetaceae
Gene: SUR1
Product: mannosylinositol phosphorylceramide synthase catalytic subunit SUR1
Exons: 1
Coding region: 1-1149 (382 amino acids)
Biological process (GO): mannosyl diphosphorylinositol ceramide metabolic process; glycosphingolipid biosynthetic process
Cellular component (GO): mannosyltransferase complex; membrane
Molecular function (GO): inositol phosphorylceramide mannosyltransferase activity
Source: RefSeq, marked reviewed
AUGAGAAAAGAAUUAAAAUACCUUAUCUGCUUCAACAUACUCCUCCUGUUAUCUAUAAUAUACUACACUUUCGAUUUGCUAACGUUGUGUAUUGACGAUACUGUUAAAGAUGCUAUACUUGAGGAAGACUUAAAUCCAGAUGCACCUCCAAAGCCUCAACUAAUACCUAAAAUCAUACAUCAGACUUAUAAAACGGAAGACAUCCCUGAGCACUGGAAAGAGGGUAGACAAAAAUGUCUCGAUCUACAUCCAGAUUACAAGUACAUCCUAUGGACGGACGAGAUGGCCUAUGAGUUUAUAAAGGAAGAAUACCCGUGGUUUCUCGAUACUUUUGAGAACUACAAAUACCCCAUAGAACGUGCCGAUGCCAUUCGUUACUUUAUCCUGUCCCAUUAUGGUGGUGUAUACAUCGAUUUAGAUGACGGCUGCGAAAGGAAACUAGAUCCUUUGUUAGCUUUCCCGGCCUUCUUAAGAAAGACUUCACCUUUAGGUGUCUCAAACGAUGUCAUGGGUUCUGUGCCUAGACAUCCCUUCUUUUUAAAGGCUUUAAAGUCUUUGAAACACUAUGACAAGUACUGGUUUAUCCCUUACAUGACUAUUAUGGGGUCUACUGGUCCGUUGUUUUUAAGUGUUAUUUGGAAGCAGUACAAAAGAUGGCGCAUACCUAAGAACGGGACAGUAAGAAUCCUACAACCUGCUUACUACAAGAUGCAUAGUUAUUCAUUUUUCUCCAUUACUAAAGGCUCUUCAUGGCAUUUAGAUGAUGCAAAAUUGAUGAAAGCACUAGAAAACCACAUCUUAUCCUGCGUCGUUACCGGAUUUAUUUUUGGCUUCUUUAUCCUAUAUGGUGAAUUCACGUUCUAUUGCUGGUUGUGUUCCAAGAAUUUCAGUAAUCUAACCAAAAAUUGGAAACUUAAUGCUAUAAAAGUAAGAUUUGUCACAAUUCUAAAUUCAUUAGGCUUAAGACUAAAGUUGAGUAAAAGUACCAGUGAUACUGCCAGUGCCACUUUGCUGGCAAGGCAGCAGAAACGAUUGAGGAAAGAUUCCAAUACAAACAUAGUGUUACUAAAAUCUUCAAGGAAAAGUGAUGUUUACGAUUUAGAAAAGAAUGAUUCUUCUAAGUACUCACUGGGAAAUAACAGCUCGUAA